Messenger RNA from Phodopus roborovskii (desert hamster), 567 nucleotides. RefSeq names its product immunoglobulin omega chain-like. Lineage: Eukaryota; Metazoa; Chordata; Mammalia; Rodentia; Cricetidae. Gene Ontology annotation, biological process: immune response; immunoglobulin production. The transcript has a single exon. The annotation marks the transcript as partial. The record is from RefSeq and is a predicted model, not a curated record.
UGUGGCCCCCAGCCCAUGCUGCAGCAGCCACCAUCUGCAUCUUCCUUGCUUGGAACCACCAUCCGCCUCUCCUGCGCCCUGAGCAGCAACCAUAACAUCAACAUUUAUAGCAUUUACUGGUAUCAGCAGAAGCCAGGCCACCCUCCCAGGUUCCUGCUGAGAUAUUUCUCACGCUCAGACAAGCACUGGGGUACCAAGAUACCCCAUCGCUUCUCCGGAUCCAAAGACGUGGUCCGGAACCUGGGAUAUCUGAGCAUCUCUGAACUGCAGCCUGAGGAUGAGGCUGUGUAUUUCUGCGCCAUGGGGCUCCGGAGCCAGGAAAAGGAGAACUGGAUGGAGAGGGAGAGAGGAGGAGAAAAGUAGUUUACAGAUUCUGGAUCCCUGCCUCUGGAGACAUUCACACCCUGAACUGAAGAGCAGUUUGCUUUGCCCAGCUAGGCUGGCACAGGGAGGAGGGGGAGAGCACCGGCCUCCGCAGAGCCAAGAAGAUGGAGCCAUUCAGCUUUCCUUGUCCUGCAGGGUUGCCGUGAGCCCCACUGGAAGCGGGAUUAUAGAAUUAAAGUUGCU